GGGCAGCGAGGAGCCGCUGGGUUCUAUGGUGACGGGAUUCAGAGCGUAGAAGAAGAAGCUGCUUCCGGUCCAUGUGUUUGGAUCCAGCAUGUCGCCUCCAGGAGGAAAAAUCAACCGACCGAAAACCGAGUUGGGGAAGAAUCUUUUCAAGCGUCGUCGGGUUCAGAGUCGAGAGAAAAGGAGGAAGAAGCAAAUCGUUGGAGCCGUGAUCGAUGAAGGUCUCAUCACCAUCCACCACCUGAGGAAGAGGAAGUCCAGUCCCAGAGCCAACAUCACUCUUUCUGGGAAGAAGAGACGGAAGCUACUGAAGCAGCUGCAUCAUCAACAGCAGGAGAAGAACGUGAUGGAAGUGGCACCGGCUGCAGCACCACAGAAGAAGACGGACGCCCCCCCAGCUCCAACCCAGAGCAAGAAGAAGAAGAAGAAGAAGGCGGGGGCGGGGUCUGGGAGUCAGGAGGACGUGGAGGACGUGGAGAUGGUCGACGCCGAAUGAGGACACGUCCUCAGGUUCCUGAACAGAGUUGAACUGGUUCUUUAAUCAGAACCUGAGACGUUCCCACGUUCUUCCUCAUGGUUCAGUGUUUAACUUCCUGCUUCAUCCUGGAGGAGAACACGUCCACAAAACACCCGAGACAGUUUAAACCUCCGACCGGGGAGUCUCUGUCUGCACCUCCUCCUCCUCCUGCUCCUCCUGCUCCUCCUGCACCUCCUCCUCCUGCACCUCCUCCUCCUCCUGCUCUUCCUCCUCCUCCUCCUCCUCCUCCUCCUGCUCCUCCUGCUCCUCCUCCUCCUCCUCCUGCAGAAACCAGGGCUGGUUCCAGGGCGGAGGAAUGAUUUAAAGUCUUAGUUUAUUUUGGUUUGAUAUUAUAAAUGUUUGUAUUAUCAUAUUAAAACGAUUCAAUGAUCUUUCUGAGUCUUUAUCAGUUUUAAAACAGAAUAGAAAACUUUUAUUAUUAUUAUAUGCUUAUUAUUAUUAUUAUUAUUAUUAUUAUUAAUAUUAUUAAUGUUAUUAUUAUAAUGUUUAUUUCUGUUGAAUUAUUUAUAUGAAACAGUUUUGUUCCAGGUGAGAUCAGAUUUGUUCGUUCUCUCAUGUAAAUGUGUAGAAAUAAGAAUUAAAGAUUAAUUGAAGUGGCUCUAAUGAGACAGAACUAAUUAACUCAUUAACUUUCAUGGAUCCUUCCACCGAUGAUCAGCUGAUUGGUUCAUAUCAGAUAAUUAACUAAUCAUUUAUUAAUAAUAAAUGCGUCAUCGUUGUGUCUCCUCCAAA
Mugil cephalus (flathead mullet) is the source of this 1267-nucleotide messenger RNA. It is a transcript of the gene c22h11orf98, whose product is annotated as chromosome 22 C11orf98 homolog. The transcript has 4 exons. Bases 89 to 493 code for a protein of 134 amino acids. Lineage: Eukaryota; Metazoa; Chordata; Actinopteri; Mugiliformes; Mugilidae. The record is from RefSeq and is a predicted model, not a curated record.